GAACGUUUCCAAAAUUCCGUGACCCGGAAGUGAUUGGUUAGUGUCGUGGUAAAGAACCUGAAACAGACCAAGCCAGUUGAAUAAUGUCGUUAUUUCAUUUCUCUCAGUCAUGCAUGGAUUUUUACUAGUUCCGUUUUGUCUGUCGACUUGUUGCAGUCGUCAUCAUCGCUAUGAUACCUGAUAGUUACGGCGAAAUCUCGUAGCUAACCGAUUGCUAGCUAGCUUAGCUAACGUUAGCUUGUUAUCUGGAUGUAAACAAAGCUAGCUACCGUUAAUUGAGUUGACAUAAGUUACAACGUAGAGGUACUUCCGAACAUAAGAUAGCUAGCUAGCUUAGCUAAAUUCUUAAAAUUUCAGGCAGUCAACUGCAUUUGUGUAGCGAGCGACUGUAGCUAAUUGGGGUUGCAGGCCUCUGAGAAUAAACUAACGGUAACAAGCUAGCUACAGUAGCUAGCCAUCGAACAGCUGUCAAAAUGGAUAAAGCGGAAUCAGAUCGUUUGAUAGAGAAAGCAAAGCUGUGCUUGCGGUCAGGGCGGAGAGAAAAAGCCCUUCAACUGUUGUAUGAAGCCCAGAAAAUAUUUCCCAGCACUCGGGCCAGAGUGCUGAUUGAUGCCAUAGUGAGGAACGGGAGCUCUGCUGCUCCAGAGGAGCCCCACAUACCCCCGCCGCGUGGCUUUCGAUCCAAUGACGAGGGCGGGGAUCGAGAGGAAGCAUGCAACGAGGAGAAGAAGACCUACACAGAGGAUCAGCGUCAGGGUGUUCUCAGGAUAAAGAAAUGCAAGGACUUCUAUGAGAUCCUUGGCGUUCCCAAAGACUCUAGUGAUGAAGAUCUGAAGAAGGCAUACAGGAAGCUGGCACUGAAGUUCCACCCUGACAAGAACUGUGCCCCGGGAGCCACAGAUGCAUUUAAAGCCAUAGGCAAUGCGUAUGCAGUGCUGAGCAAUGCUGAGCAGCGUCAUAAGUAUGACCAGUACGGAGAGCAGGCUCCCUCUGAGGGCAGCGCUCACGCUCGCCAUGGACACUACCGCAACUUCAACAGGGACUUUGAGGCUGACAUCUCCCCUGAAGAACUUUUCAACAUCUUCUUUGGAGGAAGAUUUCCCACAGGCAACAUCCAUGUGUACACAAACCGAGGAGCCACCUACUCUAACUUCUACCAGCCUCGUCGGCGACGUGCAUAUGAGAGGCGCGAGGAGGAGGUGGAGGAGAACCGCAGUCCGCAGAACACCUUCACAGCCUUCCUGCAGCUUCUUCCUGUUCUGGUGCUGAUCCUCAUAUCUGUUGUGACCCAACUGAUGGCCACCAACCCUCCCUACAGUCUCUUCUACAAACCGGCCAUGGGCCUGGUGGUCUCCCGGGAGACCCAGAAUAUGGGUGUGCCCUACUAUGUGGACAAGGGCUUCCAGAAGGAGUACCAUGGGGAGUCCCUGGAGGAGCUGGAGAAGACCAUAGAGAGUGACUACAUUGAACACCUGCAGAGCACCUGCUGGAAGGAGAAACAGCAGAAGUCGGACUUGGCGAACCUUGCACAACUGUACCGUGAUGACAGACUGAAGGCGAAGGCUGAGUCUCUGAAGCUGGACAACUGUGACAAGCUGUACCGCUUUGUGGGCCGGCAGAGAGGAGAAUGAGGGGCUUAGACAGGAGGAGAGGGAGGCAUCUCUUUCCAGCUGGGAAUUCUACACUUUACUCAUUUAAUAUUGUUUAUUUAUUUUAUUUAUUUAAUCGGGUCACUUUUUUGAAGAAUUGUCUCUUCUCUCUGGUUAGAGCACAGUAGCAGCCAAAGCCGUUUUGAAUUGAAACAUUGUGCCGCCUCCUCUCGGAUUGAAGAAAGUGGAGGCGCAUAUACUGUAAGCUGCCAACCCUGGCUCUGUGUAGAUAACAUGAAGCCCAGCCUGGCUGGCUCUGGGAUUGUUGUAUUGAUGUACGGGAGCCUUGUUUCUACUUCCUUACAUUAAGGAAUAUGGGCUUGCUUACAAGGUUUGAGAAUAUGGUUCUGUUCACAUGUACACUUUCUGUUAGUCACCUAUUUGAAGCAUGUUUAGCAUUGGUGGUUACUCAUUUAUUUUGAUCUUGGUUUCUGUGGCGUGAGUUAAAUUGGAGUAUAUUGAGUAGGUCUUGGGAAAGAACAUAGCUAGAGCAGUGAGUUAAUUUUUAAUUGGAAAUAACGUUUUAAUUGUGAAGAAAGAAGGCAAGGACCUGAAAGCCACUAACUUCUAGAAAAGGUUCAGAUAGAGAGGCAAACGACGUGAGAUUCUAUUUGAAAAGACAGAUCUAUAUUGUCUUAAACCGUGAAGGAAAAUGUGUAGAUUUGCCGUGCUGUUUAGAGAAACAAAGCAUGGCAAGAGCUAUAUAUCUCUAGCAUAUUAGAUCCACUUACAAUUUAACUGCGGAUGUCUGUUUUAUGUGAAGACUGAUGCAUUGAUCUGUUUUUAUUUGAUUUUGCUGUGCAUUAAGACUUUGCCAAACAGCGUUGCUGUAGUUGUAUUUAUUGUCCAUUGGUCAUUUUGGUUCAUUCGAGCACAUUUUGAUGCUGUUUUAUUUUGAACCUGCCACCCUACGUCCCUGAUGCAUGCAUAUUUUAUCCAUGUCCUUGUGUUAAACAUCAGGUGCUCAGUCAACAGCUACACUGUAAAAGACUAUUGAGCAAUCCACACAUCCUCCCUAUUCAUGUAAUCGACUUACUUUACUAAGAUCCUUUAAACAUGUUUAGGUUUUGUUCAGUAAUAAUUUAAAUCUUCUAACGCUUGACCUUCCUUUAGUCAGAUCAUAAAUCCAGCAGACGGAGGGUUAACAGCCACACUAAUGACUAGUGGCAGACCAGCAGGAUGGGGAUGGGGCAGUAAUGGAUUACAGAAUAGACCUGAUGCUAACUGGAGACCCAGUGGCCUCUUGGCUAAACUCUGGUGUCCAGUUGAUUUGUGCUGCCAGAGCAGGUUUUCAAGCUGGUUUAAUAAAAUGUUAAAAAAUC
This is a messenger RNA of Coregonus clupeaformis (lake whitefish), 2971 nucleotides long. RefSeq names its product dnaJ homolog subfamily C member 18. Lineage: Eukaryota; Metazoa; Chordata; Actinopteri; Salmoniformes; Salmonidae. Gene Ontology annotation, cellular component: endoplasmic reticulum membrane. Gene Ontology annotation, biological process: cellular response to misfolded protein. Bases 474 to 1631 code for a protein of 385 amino acids. Gene Ontology annotation, molecular function: Hsp70 protein binding. The transcript has 8 exons. The record is from RefSeq and is a predicted model, not a curated record.